AUGUUGGCCAGAUCCGUAUUGAAGAGCAGCGUCAGGGUACUCCCCCUAGUGAGCAAGGCCACUUUCGCCACCACCAGCGUCAGAUGCAAUGUGAUGCAGGACCUGUAUUUAAAGGAGUUGAAGAACUUGCAGAAUGAUAAGACCAUGAUGGACGCUCUAGCAGGUGAGGGAUCCCUGGACAACGUUAAGCAAUGGCACAAUCCAACGGCCCCCAAGGUACCCAGCUCAUUGACAGAGGUGAAUGCCCAGGACAUGGACAGCUACAAGAAGCAGAAGAUCGAGACCCUGCAGACUACGUCUGCCGAUGCCAAUGCUUCUGAGGCUAAUGCAGAGGAGGACUGGCUGGUCUUGGAUGACCUAGAGGAGUCCAGUGCGCACUGA
Messenger RNA from Naumovozyma castellii, 381 nucleotides. RefSeq names its product F1F0 ATP synthase subunit h (gene ATP14). The record is from RefSeq and is a predicted model, not a curated record. NCBI's taxonomy places the organism in Eukaryota, Fungi, Ascomycota, Saccharomycetes, Saccharomycetales, Saccharomycetaceae. The coding region runs from base 1 to 381 and encodes 126 amino acids. The transcript has a single exon.